AAUUAUUACAAGCUUAUAACGAAAGAAAAAGGUGUUUGUUUCCAUCUUCAUGAAAGCAAACCCACUAACCAUAACAUACCUUUCCCCUCGUUUAAACCCAAUCUGAUCUUCUUUCUCACUAAGUUUAGCAUCCCUCAUCCCCCCCUUUGUACGUAUUAAAAUCAUUUUUCCCUAUACAUAUUAGGUCGAGCAUAUCCUAGUUCUCUUCUCCUCUCAUUCAUACUGCAAGAGAAAUCCCAACUAGUUUCCUUAUCUCCUUUUCAUUUAGAGACGAAAGAUAAAGAGACAAAAAGAGCGAUGGGUGCUGAUUGGGGGCCGGUUGUUGUCGCGGUGGUUUUGUUCAUUCUCUUCUCGCCCGGGUUGCUGUUCCAACUGCCGGCUAGAACAAGGGUGGUUGAGUUCGGGAACAUGAACACAAGUGGGAUUGCCAUUUUGGUUCAUGCCAUUAUAUACUUUUGCAUACUUACCAUCUUGGUUGUUGCAAUUGGUAUUCACAUUCACGUUAAUUGAUCCAAAAGCGCCCAUACAGCUUGUCUUGUUUACAUUAAAGUACAAAUCUAUGAAUUCUCUCGUAGUCAUUCUGGCCUUCACUGUUCCUUUCACUGAGGUUGUUGGUCUGUCCUACAACUGCUACGAGCAACAAGUUUGAUCCGAUUCUAAGGUCUUUGUCGUAUUUUGUUUCAUUUAUCAUUGUGACAUCAUUAGAAGUAUAGGCACGAGAGAAUAAGCAAGAAAGCUAUGUGCUUUUUAUUUCUGCUAAACGAGGUAUCACCGGAGUCAUACUCACGACACAUAUUAUAGAUGUCGAAAAGAUACCGAGAAAAAAAAAAAAAAAAACCGCUCUGCCGUUGUAGAUAUCGACGCGGACCGUCAAGAAUAUAUAAGCUCAACGUAGAGAACAAAGAAGAUGAGAGUCUGUGGAUGACGAAUGCCUUGCCUUAAUUUAGGUCUUCAAGCUGUCGAACUCGGGCCAGCUGCCGGCUAGCUGUUUCCCUGUAAGAUGAAAGAGAAGUCACGGUGCGAGUAUCAUGCACGAACAGUGCCACGCUGAUCAGUACGGCAGCCCAGUUCGGCAUUUCUUUCUCCAGAG
Messenger RNA from Juglans microcarpa x Juglans regia, 1090 nucleotides. RefSeq lists its product as uncharacterized. The coding region runs from base 298 to 510 and encodes 70 amino acids. The transcript has 2 exons. Lineage: Eukaryota; Viridiplantae; Streptophyta; Magnoliopsida; Fagales; Juglandaceae. The record is from RefSeq and is a predicted model, not a curated record.